AUGGUCGGUGGGAAGAAGGACCUACGCGCCGUCUUUGGCGACGACCUCUCCGGCGUGGUGCUCAUCGACGACAACGCCCACGACAUCGUCCCCGAAGAUCAGCUCGACCACGCCGUCUGUGUCGACCACUGGCGUGGAGACCCAUCGACGACACCCCAGGCCCUCGCAAGUCUCAAGAGAGCAGCCAAGGCCCUGGCCAACAAGCAAAGUGUCCGUAAUGGUCAAGUGCUUGCCGAUGAUGUCGAUGAGGAUGACUACGACCAACUCGCUCAAGCUGCAGCUGCAGCUGCAAUGUCGGAUCUAGAGCGUCAACACAAGGAGGCCAAGGCUGCCAUCGAGGAGACCCGUUGGAGACGAGCUAGCGCCAUGCGCGCCUGGCUGAUGGCUGUGGCCAGGGAGAGGUGCAAGUGGGCGGCUGUCAAGAAGCAGGUCGGUGUCGAGGAGGUCUGCGUCGAGGAGGUCUGCGUCGAGGAGGUCUGUGUCGAGGAGGUCUGCGUCGAGGAGGUCUGCGUCGAGGAGGUCCCCAUCGAGGAGGACUUCAAUCAAGGGAGAUUCAUCUUCGACUUCUUCAUCACCCUCAUCAUCAUGCUUGGAGCUUGGGUGAUGUGGAAUGGCCAUGUCGAGGAGGGCCUCACCAAGGAGGAGGAGGUGCCCAUCAAGGAGCUGGCUGUCGAGGAGGUUGGCAUCGAGGAGGUCGGCAUCGAGGAGGUCGGCAUCAAGGAGGUCCAUGUCAAGGAGGUCGGCAUUGAGGAGGUCGGCGUCGAGGAGGUCGGCAUCAAGGAGGUUGGUGUCGAGGAGGUCGGCGUCGAGGAGGUCGGCGUUGAGGAGGUUGGCGUCGAGGAGGUUGGCGUCGAGGAGGUCAGCGUUGAGGAGGUCGGUGUCGAGGAGGUCGGCGUCGAGGAGGUCGGCGUCGAGGAGGUCGGCAUCGAGGAGGUCGGCGUCGAGGAGGUCAGUGUCAAGGAGGUCCACAUCGAGGAGGACCACACGGUCAAGCCCCAUCAGAGGAGGAGGCCAGCGAGAGUGAGGCCUGCAGCAACCUUCAAGGGACGGCUCUUCUCAAGUGCAUCAUCGAUGUGGCGUACCAUUGGCCUGCCAUAA
Molecule: messenger RNA, 1098 nt
Organism: Acanthamoeba castellanii str. Neff
Lineage: Eukaryota; Discosea; Longamoebia; Acanthamoebidae
Exons: 2
Coding region: 1-1098 (365 amino acids)
Biological process (GO): negative regulation of protein sumoylation
Molecular function (GO): calcium ion binding
Source: RefSeq, a predicted model, not a curated record